This is a messenger RNA of Oryza sativa Japonica Group (Japanese rice), 1328 nucleotides long. Its product is annotated as GDSL esterase/lipase At1g28600. NCBI's taxonomy places the organism in Eukaryota, Viridiplantae, Streptophyta, Magnoliopsida, Poales, Poaceae. The record is from RefSeq and is a predicted model, not a curated record. Gene Ontology annotation, molecular function: hydrolase activity, acting on ester bonds.
AGAACGAUCGCGACAAGUAUAUAUCUCUCUCUAGCAAUCAUCUCGAUCUGUACAUUCUUGGCGAUGGAGAGCUUGAUCAGGCGCCAUGGGGGGCGCCGUGCCGUUUCCCCGUCAUCGUCGGCGGCGGCGGCAUCGUUCAUCCUCCUCCUCUGCGCCGUCGUCCUUCUCAACACUCACGUGGCGCUGUGCGGCUGCUACAAGCGCAUCUUCAGCUUCGGUGACUCCAUCAUCGACACCGGCAACUUCGUGUACCUUACCGGCAACGGCCCGUCCCAGUUCAAGGAGCUCCCCUAUGGCAUGACCUACUUCAACCGCCCCUCCGGCCGCAUCUGCGACGGCCGCGUCCUCGUCGACUUCUACGCGCAAGCGCUCAACCUGUCGCUGCUACCACCGAGCAUACCGGAGGAGGGGUCAGGGCAGUUCGAGAACGGCGCCAACUUCGCCGUGCUGGCGUCGACGGCGCUGGGGCCGGACUACUUCAAGACCAAGUACAACUUCAGCCUGCCCGUGCCUUACUGCCUCGACAACCAGCUCGCCUCGUUCAAGAAAGUGCUCGGUCGGAUAGCUCCUGGAGUCGAUGCCACCAAGAGCCUGCUAGGCGAGUCGCUGAUCGUGAUGGGCGAGAUCGGCGGCAACGACUACAACUUCUGGUUCACCGCGCGGCAGCCACGCGAGACGGCGAGGCAGUACCUCCCCGACGUCAUCGGCCGCAUCGGCGCCGCCGUCCAGGAGGUGAUCAACCUCGGCGCGAAGACCGUGCUGGUCCCGGGCAACUUCCCGUUCGGGUGCGCCCCGGAGUACCUCCAGGGCUUCCAGAGCAGCAACACCUCCGACUACGACGCCACCGGGUGCAUCGCGUGGUUCAACGACUUCUCAAGGCAGCACAACCAGGCGCUGGUGCAGGAGGUCGCCCGCCUCAGGUCGCAGAACCCCGGCGUGAGGCUCAUCUACGCCGACUACUACGGCGCCGCCUUGGAGUUCUUCAAGAACCCCAAGAACUACGGUAUCGGUGACCCUCUGCUGGAGUGCUGCGGCGGCGACGGCCCGUACCACACCGGCAUGACGUGCAACAAGACAGCCAAGGUUUGGGGGUCCCCGGCCAACUUCGCCAGCUGGGACGGCGUCCACAUGACGGAGAAGGCCUACAGCAUCAUCGCCGACGGGGUGUUGAGCAAGCGUUACGCCGACGCUCCGUUGCUCUGCUAGAGGAUUUAGCUGGAAUUCGUGCGUGGCUUUAAUUCUGGGAUAGAGAUUCUUGGGAACUCUUACGCAUAUAUAUUUGUAUCAACCAGUGAACUAGUAAUGCAAAUAACAAUAAUCUGAUUACG